Molecule: messenger RNA, 2205 nt
Organism: Suillus plorans
Lineage: Eukaryota; Fungi; Basidiomycota; Agaricomycetes; Boletales; Suillaceae
Product: DNA mismatch repair protein MutS
Exons: 23
Coding region: 1-2205 (734 amino acids)
Biological process (GO): mismatch repair; mitotic recombination
Cellular component (GO): nucleus; MutSalpha complex
Molecular function (GO): ATP binding; mismatched DNA binding; ATP-dependent DNA damage sensor activity
Source: RefSeq, a predicted model, not a curated record
AUGCCCCUCAGGGACGGAAUGAAUACGACUUCCGAGUCGACGGAGUUCGUGGUCGCAGAAGAGCACACGAUCGCUGUAAACAAGGUCUCUCUGCACACUGCCAAUUCGCUGUAUCACAACCCCCGCUAUCUUGGAUACCUUCGCAGCGAUUCAGAGUUUCAAAAUGUUGAUCUUGGUAAAACUGAUGACGUUCUGAACACGCUAGUUGCCAUUUUGUAUCUAUUUUUGGAAGCUAGCUACCAGCGCGAACUAGCAAGUGCAUACUAUGCCCUCUAUUGGGACAACAUUGAAGGAGGAAUACAAGAAAAAGAUUGCGGUGCAGUACUCGGUGAAAUUGCCGAGAAGACCAUGGCAAGUCAUCUACUAAUGUACAUGAAAUUCAUAGGGGUGGCAUCAUAUGGUUUUUACCGGACGAAUCAGACUUUAGAUUUGGUAUUGAUGGAUUUUACGUCAGAUUUGGUAUCUAUGAUCACCAUUGCUUCUAUGGUACUACUCGAUCGAGUCGAGAUGUCAAAAUUUAGUAGCGUGGCUCUUGGCAUGUGUGGGAAGGAAAAGGAUGCAGAGCAUGAACUGACCUCUGACCCCAGUUUCGUUGCAUUCUUUUCCAAACUCCCAAAGAAAUCUCCUGAAACUGGAACGAUCCGUCUAUUUGAUCGCACAGACUACUACUCUGUCCACGGGCAGGAUGCUCACUAUGUCGCAACACACGUCUUUCGUACCAACUCCGUCCUCAAGUGUCUAGGUGCUGGAGGCAAGGCUGGUGGUCUUCCGAGUCUAUGCGUAGAAAUAUUGGUGCCCGCACCUGGGCAGGGAAGGAAAGCUUCCAAAUUCAUUUUGGAAACAUCGGAGGCAUCACCUGGAAAUCUCCAAGCUGUUGAAGACCUUCUCUUUGUCAGCUCCGAUGUUACAUCGGCACCUAUCGUUUUAGCUGUCAAAGUAUCAUCAUCUUCAGUCACGAACAAAGCCAAGACCAAGUCAAUCGGCAUUGUCUUCGCGGAUACCAGUGUGAGGGAGUUCGGAGUUGCUGACUGCAUUGACAACGAUCUUUUCUCGAACCUUGAGACCGUCAUCGCUAUCUCCUCACACUGGUUGAAUAGUCUCUUGUUCAUACGACUUUCAGUCAAAGAAGCCAUUAUUCCCACUGGAACAACAGACCGCGACCUCGACUUGAGCAAGCUAAAAGCCGUGUUCGAGAGGUGUGUUGUGGUUGUGACUGAACGUAAACCAACUGAGCUCUCCCUUCCUUCAGCCCUGUCUGCACCUUCUGCCUCGAUCAGCUAUCUUUCUCUCCUUUCUGAUCCUUCCAAUCACGGGGCAUACAAGUUACGGACACACGAUCUAGCACGAUGUAUGCGCUUGGAUGCUAGUGCAUUGCGUGCACUGAAUCUGAUUGACGCCCCUGGGAGUGCUGGAAGUAUCAAUAAACAUGCAACCCUCCUUGGCUUCUCGGGACAUGGCUUAAGCAACCCUUGCCUUGCAAGUAAACGGCAAGACCUUGUGGAGACAUUUGUGGAUGAUGGAUCUUCUCGGAGAAAACUGCAGGAUGACUACUUGAAGCUAAUGCCUGACCUCCACCGACUAAGCAAACGAUUCAAGAAAUCUAUCGCAUCUCUUGAGGAUGUUGUGAGCGUAUAUCAAGUGAUCCUCAAGCUGCCUGGUUUUCUCGAGACUCUCGAAGGUGUCCAGUACAAACACAAGGAGCACAAGGAGCUUAUCGAUGAAAUUUAUAUCAAGCCUUUCCAGGCUGUCAACGAGAAUCUCGUCAAAUAUGGUGAAAUGGUAGAGUCAACGCUAGAUCUUGAAGAACUCGAAAAUCAUAAUUACGCGAUCAAGCCUGACUAUGACGAGCGUCUAUCUGGGAUGGUCUUGAUGCUGAACAUCGUGCGACCGGCAAGAUACUGCUUCAGGUUGACUGAAGAAUCCAUCAUGCGGAACAACAAAUAUAUUGAACUCGGGACUGUCAAGAGCGGAGUCUACUUUACGACCAAGAAGCUAAAAGCACUUUCCAUGGACCAUCAAGAGGCUACGCAUGAAUAUCAGCGAAUGCAGAGCGGGUUAGUGAAGGAAGUUGUGAGCAUUAAUCUCGACCACAUCAUUGCACACCUAGACGUUAUCAUCAGUUUCGCUCAUGUUUCUGUAAAUGCUCCUGAGCCAUACGUGAAACUGAAAGUCUUGGAGAAAGGCAGUUUUGGAGAUGAUGUUUGA